Symbiodinium natans is the source of this 1377-nucleotide messenger RNA. NCBI's taxonomy places the organism in Eukaryota, Dinophyceae, Suessiales, Symbiodiniaceae. The record is from the annotation of a GenBank genome assembly.
AUGGCCGAGGGCCGAGGAGGUAAAGGCAGAAAAUGCAAAGGCCGAGAUGCCUCGAGGGGUCGGCGGAUAGCCUGUGUAGAAGAAGAAUUACGCGCCAUUCAGGCGAACCCAGCUAUGGAGGAGCUCUUCAGCUUUUACCUUGGUGGUGGGGGUGCAACUGAGAAGUUGCUUGAGUCGUACUUGGGGAAUGGCGGCGAGAUCCAAAAGCUCUUUGAAAGCUACCUCGGGACCAAUGACAACUCGGGAGUGUUGCUCGAAACGAACUAUGCCGAGGUCAUUGCAGGUCUGCACCAAAGUUUCUUGGAAAUGCAAGGCCUGGCGCAAACCUCGGCGGCUCUAAGUCCCACAGCAGCCGCCGCCACGAGGAGGAGCCUCGAGGCCUUCAUCUCACGACGAUCCAUCAACGGCGGAAACCACUCUCGUCGCAACAGCAGCCACCUCAAGGCCGGUCUCGACAACCUUGUCGGCGAGGUCAGCCUACUCCACACGCACAUGAGCCGCAGCCAUUCGCUGCAGCUCUCCAACUCUGAGGUUGUAGCCCAAAAAGCUGCCGAAUACGCCCGAGAGAUGAACCGGGUAUGGAAGUCCAAGGCCCACAUCUUAGGCCUACAUCGCCAUGCAACCGCCAGGAGCAAGCGCCGUCAGACCUGGAUCCGAGAACACGCCAUGAAGGCCAAGCGAUCUCUGAUGGCCUCGGAUUUCCGGGAGGAGGCGCAGCGGACGGCAAUCGUCGGCCUCGACAAGACCUGGUGGGAGAUCCGGGCGCAACUGGACAAGUACUUUGAGGCCAUGGACAAGCACUCCACAACGUACAAGGCAGUUUUGGUUGCGUUGGACGACUACACUUCAAGGUGUUCCAUCGCCUUCCCAGAACUAAAGCACGCCUACAUGAACUUUGUCCAAGUCAACAAUGAGGCUGAAUCGGUGCUGAAGGCAUCCUGGACGGCUGUGAAUCCUUUGGUUGGGUUCCUGGCCUCGCAGGUCGUGGAUGGUCAGUUGCUUCAGAUGUCCACGCUGCACGACAUUCAAGCGUUGAGCUCCAACGCCAGCGCUUUGUUUCAGAACUCCAGCAAGAAAUGGUCUGAGCUCUGCGCACAGCCUGAGAAGGCCAAGAAGUUGGCCCUCGAGGCCGUGCACAAUGCCUUGGACGAUGGCCUUUUUGGGGAGAUGGUUCACCAGCUGGACACAGUCUUCUUGGAGCUACGGAUGAUGGAGCAGCGCUUCCAGGAGGCGAGGCUGGACACGCCCUCAAACCAAGAUGUUCUCUCGGACGCCAAGCUACGGCUCGAAGAGGCCGUCCAGGAGGAACUUGACGGCAUGCCCAUGGAGAGCGAGUUCCUAUGGCAGCAGUGGCACAAGCAAGCCUGCGAAGUUUGA